AUGGAGGACCCUGAGAAGAAGCUGAACCAGAAGAGUGACGGCAAACCACGGAAAGUACGAUUUAAAAUCUCUUCCUCCUACAGUGGCAGAGUGUUGAAGCAGGUCUUUGAGGAUGGGCAGGAAUUAGAGUCGCCAAAGGAGGAAUACCCUCACAGUUUUCUCCAAGAGUCCCUUGAACCGGUGGAUGGUGUUUACGGGUCUGGAGAAGCCCCCAAGCCCCAACCAUACUCCCCUAAGCUGACUGCUCAAAGGAUCAGCGUGUUUAGAGAGGGCAAUGCCUACAGUUUGGCGGGCAGCCAGCCUUUCUUCAAUGAUUACAAGGCGAAUGACCAUAAGUCUCCACCUAUUAUAGAUUUUGGAAAGAUCAUCAUCUACACGAAUAACUUGAAAAUCAUUCGAACCCCAAUGGACAAGAGAGAUUUCAUGAGGAAAAUUCUCCAGAAGGAAGAAGAGGCUGAGGAAGAGUCUCUGGUGAGCAAAGAAGAAAUCUAUGGAGACCGUGACCAGAAUGAUGGGCAUUUGCCAGACGCGGAAAGCACUUUCCCCCAUAGCCAGUACCCACAGGAAGGGGAGCUUCCCGAGGACAACUGUUUUCACUGCCGAGGUUCGGGCAGUGCCACCUGCUCUCUGUGCCACGGCAGCAAGUUCUCCAUGCUGGCCAACAGAUUUAAGGAGUCCUAUCGGGCCCUGCGCUGCCCUGCCUGCAAUGAGAAUGGCCUGCAGCCUUGCCAGAUUUGCAGUCAAUAG
This is a messenger RNA of Enhydra lutris kenyoni (northern sea otter), 747 nucleotides long. RefSeq names its product glutaredoxin and cysteine rich domain containing 2. Gene Ontology annotation, biological process: sensory perception of sound. The transcript has 3 exons. The record is from RefSeq and is a predicted model, not a curated record. Gene Ontology annotation, cellular component: stereocilium shaft; microvillus; stereocilium base. NCBI's taxonomy places the organism in Eukaryota, Metazoa, Chordata, Mammalia, Carnivora, Mustelidae. The coding region runs from base 1 to 747 and encodes 248 amino acids.